Ctenopharyngodon idella (grass carp) is the source of this 2509-nucleotide messenger RNA. RefSeq names its product sphingomyelin synthase 2b (gene sgms2b). The transcript has 6 exons. The record is from RefSeq and is a predicted model, not a curated record. Gene Ontology annotation, molecular function: sphingomyelin synthase activity; ceramide cholinephosphotransferase activity. Gene Ontology annotation, cellular component: Golgi membrane; endoplasmic reticulum membrane. Lineage: Eukaryota; Metazoa; Chordata; Actinopteri; Cypriniformes; Xenocyprididae. Gene Ontology annotation, biological process: ceramide biosynthetic process; sphingomyelin biosynthetic process. Bases 144 to 1271 code for a protein of 375 amino acids.
GGCCAGUAUUGCGCAACACUAAUUUGUAACUACUCUGACGAAAUGAUUCGUGUAGUGGGCGUGGCUGCAGGUGUGGGCGGGGUUAAAGCCCACCCCCAAAAACCCGUUCAGAGAGUCUUCCGGCGCUAAACAGUGUAUGAGCGAUGGCAGCAUCUCAACUCCUGGACGAACAAGAUGACAGAGACGGCGGCGACUUCCAUGUGAUGGUGAUGGUAGAGGAUAGGACAUGCCCCCAAAUCGGACGGUCACGCCCCUCUACGGACAUGCCCAGUAGCGGUCAGGUUGCAGACAAGCCAAACGACAGCAAGCCAACACGUUUGGCGCGGGGUUUCCGUAAAGCCUUGCGGAAAAACCAGGAUUACAUCCGCAUCACAAUCCCAAAAUCCAGCGUCUCUAGGCUGCCGUCGGAAUGGUGGAAGACGGGAAUCGCCUUCAUCUGGGCCGGUUUUAACCUCAUCCUUACGACUGUCAUGAUCACCAUCGUCCACGAGAGAGUCCCGGAUAAGUCCGUCAGCCCGCCAUUACCGGACAAGUUCUUUGAUUACAUGCCGCGCAUGGAGUGGGCGUUUUCCGUCACCGAGGUCAACGGAAUGAUCCUGGUGGCUCUGUGGUUCGUCCAAUGGCUCUUCCUCAAGCACAGAGCCAUCGUGGGCCGAAGGUUUUUCUUCCUGCAGGGAAUGUUGUAUUUGUACCGAAUGGUGACCAUGUACGUCACAACUCUUCCGGUUCCCAGCAUGCACAUGGACUGCGCCCCGAAGCUCUACGGUGAUUCUCACGGCAAGAUCAAGCGAGUUUUGCAGUUGGUGUCUGGAGGAGGUUUGUCCAUCACAGGCUCCCAUCUCAUGUGUGGAGACUUUCUGUACAGCGGCCACACGGUCAUGCUCACCCUCACCUUCCUCUUCAUCCAGGAAUACUCGCCCCGCUCACUGUUUUGGCGUUGCUAUCACGUGAUCUGCUGGUUACUAAGCGCAGUGGGCGCGGUCUGUAUCCUGAUAGCGCAUGAGCAUUACAGCGUGGAUGUAGUGGUGGCGUAUUUCAUCACCUCACGCCUCUUCUACUGGUACCACACCAUGGCCAACAACCAGGCAUUAAGAGGAUCUCCUCACAACUAUCUGAACCGAACGUGGUGGAACCUUGUGUUUAACUUCCUGGAGAAGAACGUUAAGACAACGGUUCCCUGCACGUUCUCAUGGCCCGUGUCGCUUCCGUCUGCGUGCUUCAAGAACCCGUGCAGGAGCUACUCAAAAGUGCAGAGCACUCGAGAUGAAUGACGCGAUCAAGUGUCAGACUGUGCAUUUGUUGGGUAACUAAAUCACUGUGACACAGUAGAAAUGUAAAUGCGAGUCUUCACCACAAAACACUAUCUGUGCAAAUUUAGGUCCUGUUUACUUGAAGUGCAGCACCUCAGAACUGUCUGAGAGCUUUUACAUGCUUUUGAUGGAAGAAAAUGUGUGGUUCCUGGUGGUUUGUCAGAGUUUAUAUCAGUAUCAACAUGCGUCAUUCUGCAGCAGGGAAAAGAGCAUUCAGUGUAUGUUCCUGAUAGUAUUUUGUCACAUCCUACUCAGACAUAAUUAAGAUGUUUAUAUUUAUGUUUCUCAAUGAAGGAUUGAAAAGUUGUAUAGUUUUUAAUUUAUGUUCAUUGCCUGUGAAAGAAAUGUUUUAUGAAGGUUACAAAAUAAAUACUAUUUUCUUUAGUUCUUGAACUUAAGUCUUAUUUCACUUUCUAUUGUUUGUGUUGUUUACUUGUUCUUAUGUAUCUAUUUUUCUAGUUUAGUGCAGUUUAAAUUUUAAAACCGUGAAGUCAUGCUGAUUUGUGGGGAAAAAUAUUGAGCCUAUGCAUGUGUGGGCCUAUGUGACAAACAAGUUUGACUUUGAUACAGUCUGAACUGCAAAGGGACAUGCAAUACUCUGCUCAAAACCACAUUGUGCCAAUUCUUAUACAGUUUUAGGACGCUUUUAAACAAUGUACUAAAAGUUGAAAAGCUUCUUGUACAGAUGACAUUGUCAAAAUGGUCCCUGUUCACAGAUCCACGAAAACAUUAUACAUGCCAGGCCAGUAGUUGGCGAUGCCACUUUGUAAAGAAACACUACAUGCCUGCACACAUGUAAAUAAUCUCUGCUGGUUGGAGUAGUGGUUUAAGUCUACACUUUGAAGCAUUAAUAAACUCAAUAUCUUUAGCAGCACAAACACAGUCCUGUAGUCCACCAAUGUCUUGGUUGUCAAGUACUCAUGCGGUUGUCAGAGUUCACAAAUUUGCAUCUUUGCACUUUGAAGCCAGUUUUCAAGCUCCAAAACACCAUUGUCAUGUGAAUGAACUGCCAAGAUGCACACAUUUUGAUUUGAUUAUAACUUUCAUUCAAAUAGCCCCUUAGAAUAGAGAUUACAAGGAAUAUGAAAGUAAACUGACAUUUAUCAUGGCAUGAAAUCACCUUGUUGGAAUGGUUUUGAACACUGUUACAGAACAAAGGCUGUAUUAGAUGUCAAUUAGGAGACAUUGUGCAAAAGAUU